Astrephomene gubernaculifera is the source of this 1101-nucleotide messenger RNA. NCBI's taxonomy places the organism in Eukaryota, Viridiplantae, Chlorophyta, Chlorophyceae, Chlamydomonadales, Astrephomenaceae. The record is from the annotation of a GenBank genome assembly.
AGACGACCUGCCCACGUACAAGGGCUGGAGUGUCACCUGCGAACCGCCUCCGGCCUCGCCUGGGAGCACAUGCGCUGCAAUCGCAGCUUCACCAUGCGUCACCGCGGCUCCAACCAACGGCACGGCUGGUGGCCUGAACAACAUGCAGGCGUUGCCAUACACGACGGUUCAGCUAAACCAUACGACGGCCGUUCAGGGGUCCCCCUCCGCUCCGGUGCUUGCUUCCUUCAACUUGCCCACCGGAAGCCGUGUCGCCUUCGAUUCAUCCGCCACCUCCAUCACCUCCGCCAGCCGCACCAUCACCUUUGUGUUCCGAGUCACCAAGGUAUCCGCCGUACAGUACCGCCUAGACCAGUUCAACGGCACAAGCGUUUUCUCCGGCGUCUACCCCGUAUUCGACCCUAGUGUGCCGUACACCGUGGCCAUUAGCAAGACCUGCGGAGGGGCGCUGCUUGACGAGCCGUCGUACACGCUGUGGUACUGGGCAACGGACGUGUACGGCAGGUCUAGCGCAGCUUUGUCAGUGUCGGUAGUGAUGUGACGUUAGUCUCGUUCGUUUGCAUGUAGCAUAGCGUGGGUGUAUACAGCAGUAUCAGGAAGGCGUCAGGUGUGCUAGCGAUGGUACCGCCAGAGGAAGUAAAUUAAUAGCAGUGUGCCGAGCCGUAUAAUAAUUGUACAGCGCUAUCCGUAUGUAUGAUAACGAGGUGCGAUAAAAGCAGGACGACAAGUAGCGUCUGUUUACAAGGGCGACUGUACUUCAGCCAACUAGCAGGAGGAUGCUGCUGCUGUCGCAAGGUGCCGCCAUUGUGCGCUUUCCGGGGCAACGGAAUAUGGCUUUCCGCUAUACACUUCAGGUGCUGUAUGCCCCCAUGGGGUGAUACUGGUGUUGCCUCCCUGUUGGACCAGGGAGGCGUUUGUUCGAUGGAUUGAUGGCUACGGCUUUGGCUGUUUAAUGCGAUGGGAUUGGUGCAUGUGAUCUUACACCAGGGACUUUAUGGCAGUGCUUCUUACUGGAUAUGAGGCCCAUGUGACCGGGAAGCAGCCGCUUGGCCCUAGCCGAAGGAUUCGUAAGCUUCGCCCAUAAGCAAUGUGCAAUGUACG